Messenger RNA from Sipha flava (yellow sugarcane aphid), 3981 nucleotides. RefSeq names its product leucine-rich repeat-containing protein 4-like. Lineage: Eukaryota; Metazoa; Arthropoda; Insecta; Hemiptera; Aphididae. The transcript is spliced from 7 exons. Bases 887 to 3004 code for a protein of 705 amino acids. The record is from RefSeq and is a predicted model, not a curated record. Gene Ontology annotation, molecular function: protein binding.
CCGCAUUCCGCGUGACGACUCGUUGCACGGUACACGUGUGCGCGUACAUACCCGUUCGUGACGUGUUCGCCGCGCGCCCAACCGCACGCCACGUGUCCCGGCCCACACGCACGUCGACCGAGGACUUCGCGAGUGACCGGCAGCCCAACCGGGACGGUUUUCGCAGCGUCGCCGAAAGAGGAGGAGACAAGCCGCAGCAAGCAUCAAAUUGAAAAUAACGAAAAACUAUCGACAUUAUUUCAGUCUCAGAUCUAAUCAAAAAGAUUAAUGGGGUAUAAAAUUAAAUAGGUCCAUUAUAGUCUUAACAUCUUCAAGCUCGUUCAAAAUCCCAAAGGGACUUCUUCAACGGUUCUUAACCAUCAAUUUGUUGGAUGUACAACUACAUUCUUCGUUCUGCACUUGAGGCGUAAUUUCUGGUACGUCAAGUCAUUUUCAUCGUUCAACAGGGUUGUAAAAUUAUUGUUUUCUUAUUUCUACUGGAAAUUAACUGGGCGUUUUUACUAUGCAGUAUUUUUGGCCAAGAUUUCAAGAUAUUACCAUAAAGAUAUUUCUACGGAGAAGAUAUAUUUGGACAUCUUUAUUUAAUCGAAUGAUACUCAUGAUCAGGACUCGGAAAUUCUAGCGAAUGCACAUUUUUCUUGGUUCAUCCUAGAACAUAAACAAACCGACAAAAGCAAUUUCGGAAAUUUACAACGAGAAACAUCAAAAUGCCCAUGUUUGUGAAAAAUUUAACACUUAAAGGGCGAUGACAACGACUUCGAUACUGAUGACUACGACGACGAUGACGACGACAAAAUGAUGAUGAUGAUGACGGUGAUGACAUUGACUACGAUGACAACGAUGAUGGUCGAACGAGCAAAAUGAGUGUAAUUGAGCGUUCGGGGUAAUGGUUCUAUGGACGACGAGGGCGAUGAUGAUGAUGAUUAUGAUGAUGACGACGAUGACAAUAAUGACGACGACGGUGACACUACGGACCUCGGUGGCGGCGGCGCCGUUGUCAUCGUCGUUGUCGUCGUCGACGGGCUGCCCGGCCGGGUGUGCGUGCAAGUGGAAGAACGGUAAGCAGACGGUGGAGUGCGUGGGCAAAAAGGUGACAGGCGUGACGGCGGCGCUGGGCAUCGACCCGGCCACGCAGGUGCUGGACAUAUCGGACAACGACCUUUCGGCGGCCGGGCUGCCGCGGGACAUGUUCGCCGCUGCCGGCCUAUCCAACCUGCAGCGCAUCCACGCGGCGAGGUGCAACGUGUAUUACGUGCACGACCGCGCAUUCUACGGCCUCACCAACCUUGUGGAUCUGGACCUAUCCGGCAACUGUCUACGGCACGUGCCGACCGCCGCGUUCGUCGAGUGUCCGUCGCUGAUGAAGCUCAGCCUGAGCGGCAACCCAAUCGCUGAGGUGCCGGCGCGCGCGUUCCGGCACCUCGGCCAACUAACCGCGCUCGACCUGAGCGGCUGCGGCCUGACCGCCGUGGCGGCCGGCGCAUUCGACGACCUCGCUGGGCUGGACUGGCUGAAGCUGGACGACAACCGACUGACUCAUGUGCCGGGACUGCACACGUUGCCCACUAGGCUGCACCAAGUCGACCUGCACCGCAACGACUGGCAGUGCGACUGCCGCGCGGCCGACAUGCACCGAUGGUUGUCCACGUCCCGCGUGCCCGUGGCUGAAGAACCGGUGUGCUCGGGGCCGGCCACGUACGUCGGCGUCCUGGUGCGCCGGGUGCCGGCCGCCGAGCUGGCGUGUGCACCGGUCGUGUACCCGGACGCAAGGCACGUGCAGGACGUAGCCGAGGGCGCAAACGUGUCGUUCCGGUGCCUGGUGGCCGCCACGCCGGUGGCCACGGUCGAGUGGCUGUUCGGCGGUGCGCCGGUGUACCGGCACAACGCGUCCGAGCUGAUCACCGUGGACGGCAACACGACGGCUGAGCUGUACGUGUACAACGCCAGUCUGAGCGACGCGGGCACGUAUUCGUGCGUGGCAGAGAACCGGGCCGGCCGGGCCGAGGCCAACUUCACCGUCACCAUGCGGCCUAGCCGACCGUCACUGGCCGCUGGCGCUGUGGACGAUCGUUCCGCGCCAUCGCAGUCGUCGUCAGCCGCGGCCGGUGGUAACGACGGCCACUCGCUGGUGUACGUUGCGUAUCUGGCUGCCGGUUUGGUUGCCCUGUCCGCGGCCACCGCUGUCGCCGCACUGGUGGCCGUCCGGUGCAAGCGGGUGAUACGUGAUGGUGGCCGCACCGGCGAUUCCGCGGCGACCACUGGAAAGCGGCGGCCAGUGGCGCCCGCAGCCGACGGUUACCGCGCCGUGAGCACGACGGCCGACAAGGAACCGCUUGCGGACGAGCGACUGCCGACGGCGAGCGUGGCGAGAACGACUACCGCCGCCUCGGUCACGACGUCGGCAGGGGCAGCGGUAACCACCACGGCUAAGGGCACCGCCGGACCAGCGUACGAGACUGGGGUGGUGUCGCGGAGCAACCCUGACGUGGUAAGCGACGCGAAAUGCGCAGGCUGGGAAAUUGACUUCGAGCAAAUCGUGUGGGCCGAGUGUCCGCCGGCUACCGGUUACGUAUCCAUACAGAUACCGGUGCAGUGCGGCAUCGAUUGCUUGGGCGCGUAUUACGCGACCACGGCGGCCGAAGCCAUAGGCAUUAUGAGCCCCAGCCCUUUGGGCAUAAAUCCGAUGCCAUACAGCACGUGCUCAGGGGCCACGGGCACGAUCCGGAGGCAGCACAGACGAGCAGCCGUGCUGGCCGCGUACGACGACACCGUCCAGGUGCGGACCACCGCGCAAGGCGGGUACCCGACAGCCGUGCCGGCCGUGGACGCGUUCCGAGCUCCGCCGUCCAUCGUGGUGGACGACGGCGACUGUUGCGGCUCGAUGGCCGUCGCGCCAAUAAUCAGCCCGCCCUUGCCUUUCCGAUCGGCGACCUCCGGAGCCGACAACGACGACAACGACGCGGACACCAGCGUUCAAGACGCGAACGAUUCGAUCGCUCUGUAAGCCACCGCGGUCGCGUACGAGAUACCGAAUAACCGAUGUGGUUUUCAUAUUUUUCUUUCAACACCCAUUUCGCCUAUGAUGAUCGAAAGAGCAUAAUAAUUCGGUAGGCCGAACGAGUUGUUACGCAACACACACUAUUCAUGAUUUUACUAAAAUAUAUAUUUUUAUGUUUCGAGCGAAAUGCUGAAUACAGGCGGCGUUCCAUGAAAUACGUGGGCAUUCCACAUAAUCCCUUGUUCAGUUCGCCUGUGAAUUACAAUCUUUAUGUCGUUUCUAAUAAUAGUUAAUUCAUAUGAUUCCUAGGAUUUCUGUAGAACGUUACAGCUACGCUAGGGUUAUAGUAUAAUAAAUACUUUAGUAUUUCGAUUUUCAUAUAUACAUAUAUAUAUAUAUAUAUAUAUUCAACAAAACCUUGUCCGACUGCCGAUGACAUUAUUGUACGGUGAGCAGUCAUCAAGUACUGCAUUGACUGAACUCGGAAUCUACCGCAUCCGUGAAAUUGCAUUUAACAGUUGUUAUGAUUACGUUAAUUUAAUCGUUGCAUCAACUUAUACAAACCCGGACGAUAAGCAACGUAUUUGCAAUACGAAUCAUUAUGGAAAUUGAUUUAUCACGAUGUACUUGAAUAAUAUCGAUCUCACACACUGCCCACACUGGACGUUCAUGGAAUUUCAUGGAAUACUCAUCAUUGUACCAUAGAUUUUAUACUUUUCUCGCUCAUUUUUGACAAGUCUACUGAAUGUUUAGGUAUCGUAUGGAACGCCGAUAACACUUAGACGGUAAAAAAAAAUUCGCAUAAAUAUAAAUCAUAGUGUUUACUGAUAUUAUAAAAUAACAAUGUAAGUAUGAUAUUAUAUUUACAUGUAUGUAUACUAUCAAUAAAGUAGAACCUCGAUUAUCCUAACCAAGAUUGGCGUAUCCGCUCUAUUCCCCGAACUAUUAUUUCGUUACGUGUACAUAUGUAUGUAUUUUCGUAU